This is a messenger RNA of Oenanthe melanoleuca, 2184 nucleotides long. RefSeq names its product calcium regulated heat stable protein 1 (gene CARHSP1). The record is from RefSeq and is a predicted model, not a curated record. The coding region runs from base 197 to 643 and encodes 148 amino acids. Gene Ontology annotation, molecular function: mRNA 3'-UTR binding. The transcript is spliced from 4 exons. NCBI's taxonomy places the organism in Eukaryota, Metazoa, Chordata, Aves, Passeriformes, Muscicapidae. Gene Ontology annotation, cellular component: cytoplasm. Gene Ontology annotation, biological process: regulation of mRNA stability.
GGACAGAGAGGAGCGGUGCGGGGCGGAGCGGGGCGAGAGGAGCGGCGCGGGGCGGAGCGGGGCUCCCCGGCCCUCCCCUCCUCUCCUCUCCCCUCCUCUCCCCUCCGCGGCACAGCCCCACACCAGCCCGGGGAGCGGGGCCGCCAGCCCGUCCUGCCCAGCCCUGCCCAGCCCAGGCUCCUCUCAGGCCUCGGGGAUGUCUUCUGAGCCCUCCUCCUCCUCCUCCUCGCAGUGCCCCGCCUCGCCCAGCUCGCUGCACCUGCCCGAGAGCCGCCGGCGGGAGCGCUCCCCCUCGCCCAUGCGGGGCUGCCUGAUCCCCAGCCCGCUGCCCACCCGCCGCACCAGGACCUUCUCGGCCACGGUGCGGGCGUCCGAGGGUCCGGUCUACAGAGGGGUCUGCAAGUGCUUCUGCCGCUCCAAGGGCCACGGCUUCAUCAGCCCCGCCGACGGGGGGCCCGACAUCUUCGUGCACAUCUCUGACAUUGAAGGCGAGUACGUUCCCGUGGCGGGCGACGAGGUCACCUACAAGAUGUGCACCAUCCCUCCCAAGAACGAGAAGCUGCAGGCAGUGGAGGUGGUCAUCACCCACCUGGCCCCUGGCACCAAGCACGAGACGUGGUCAGGGCACGUCAUCAGCUCCUGAGUGUCCCCUGGAGCAGCCUGCUGGGCUCUGCUCCACAGCUGGCUGCAGGACCUGGCUGCAGAAUGUUGUGUGUGAGGAAAUACUGAGUUGUCAAUAAAGCAGAAGCAGGCCGAAAUUACCAUUUUUUUACAGCUGGCCUGGUUAACAAAAAAAAAAAAAAAAAAAAAAAAAAAUUAAAAAAAAAAUAGGCAAUUCAAAUGCUAAUGAAAAAAAUCUAGCGUAAUGUGUUUAUAAGAAAUGUAUUUAAAGAGACCUAGUUUGUGUGCUUGGUGGAGGAGGGGAGGUUUGGGUUUUCAUCUUGUGAACUGAUUCCAGGAAAUGCCAUGGGGAAGGGGGAGAGGUUUCAGGGUGAGCUUUUCUGUGAUGGUCAAGCACAACUCUGAGCCCUGGGUGUUGUGUGAGCCCCGUGUUCCCUUGGGCUGCCCUUCUAGAGCUGCAGCACCUUCACUGCUGAUAACAGUGCCUGAAUGCCUUGGCCUCACAGAGGUGUUCACUGCUGAGCUGUUUUCCUCAUGGAAGGAAGUUCACAAACAGAGCAGCUGCCACAGGGUGGAAAUUCUCCAUCACGUGGUUAUGCUCCAGUGCCCAUCAGGUGCACCACUGCAAAUGCUGUGGCUGCACAGGUGUGGAAACUGUGUUGUACUGGUAAAGCUGGGCUUGUUUGUGAAUUUACUUAGGUGCCUUGAUGGUUGAUUAGCAACAAAUUUUAUAGGCCAGUAUUAAAAAAAAUUCCAUCCCAAAUUUAAAUUUGUUUCAAGGUAAGUGGUAGAAAAAUGUAGAGUAGUGGAUACUUCAUAGGCUCUGACUGUGUCUGGAUUUUGAUAAAGCUGAAGAUUUGCCUUGUAGACUGCAUACAGCUGUGCCACAGGCAGCAGGACACCUGCACUGCUGCACAGCAGGUGUGUGCUGCCCAGGUGCCUGUGCAUUAAAUACUGUGUGUUACUCAGCAGGCUCAGCUGGCUUGGUGAAGUAGAUUCUGCAUCUGUUUCCCCAGCAAACUUGCUUGGUAGGAUGUGAUAGGGCCACCCUUCCCCAGACUCUUCAUGUAGUUGUAGUGCUACUAAAUUGGUUUUGUUCCUGUUUGCCUACCACGUUGUUUUGUUGUUUUUUUUUUUUUUUUUUUUUUUCAAAUGAAGCAUUUUUCUCUGUUCUGUUCCUAACAGUGGAUUUUUAUUGACUUUGCAAAUAAAAAUUAAAAAAAAAAAAAAAAAAAGGCACAACUCUUGUUAGUUGUAUAGAACAGUGAAGCUUCAGCUGUGUAUUUGGAGCUUCACCAAGAGGUGCUCACUGUCAGGACCUGCCCUGAGCCUUUCACAGCAGCUGCUCUGUUCCCAGGUGUGAUGUGGGCUCAGGAACUGCUGUGCUGGCUUGUUUUCCCUUAGCUGUACCUGUGUUACACCAUGGUAGUGGGGUUUGGGUUUGGUUUUGUUUUAUAUGACCCAUAAGCCUUGGCAGUGUAGUGGUGGGUUUAUCACUCUGCAGCUUGUUGGAAUAUCACUCCCUGCUUUCUUUACAAUAAAUGCAACAAUUUCAGUGCACUA